AUGCCCCUCAUAUUUUCUCCCCUUAUCCUCCUCAUAUCCCUCCUUAUUGGCUGCUUGUACCGCCCCAUAGUGUCAGAAAAUGGUUUUGUUACAGGCAGAAAUGACCGCAUUUUACUUUUGACUGCACAUCCCGACGACGAGUGCAUGUUCUUUGCACCAACCCUGCAAGCGCUUGUAAAAGCGCCAGUGGAGCAACCUACCUUUCACCAUCAGAAAAUUUUCUCUUCCGCAGCUUACAAAAGUCCGACAACACAAGUUUACUCAUUGUGUCUGUCUACCGGGGAUGCGGAUGGACUCGGUGAAACGCGACGGCUUGAAUUAGCCCGCAGCUUGGAUAUUCUGGGAGUUGAAUCUUCCGAUAGAUGGCUUGUUGACCAUCCUGAGCUUCAAGAUAAUAUAACUUCGCAAUGGGAUCCAACAAUCAUUGCCGAGGUCGUAAGGCCAUAUCUUCUUCAACAUAAAUUCACCGUAAUCCUCACCUUUGACUUCCAAGGAAUCUCAUCCCAUCCAAACCACCAGUCGCUGCCCAGCGGUGCUGCACACCUCGUCAAGUCUCUUUCACAAGUCAAUGCUGACACGGCUCCCCGACUUUUCACGCUCGUAACUGUUCCUCUAGUAUCAAAAUACACAGGAUUUCUUGCACCUACCCUCGUGAAAUUGGAUCUUCUUCUCCCACACCAGUUCAAAUGGCUGCUAAUACCCUUCCUUCGCACAUUUGACGCAACUGCUGGUAUCUCAAGAAUUGGAGCCCAACCAGUUUUCGUUUCAGGUAUCCCGGAAUAUGCGACUGCGCUACGGGCAAUGUACGCACAUCAGAGCCAAUUAGUGUGGUUUCGAUGGUUAUAUGUCUUAUUCUCGCGUUACAUGUGGGUCAAUGAAUGGGUCGAGUUGGCGGCGUGA
Molecule: messenger RNA, 900 nt
Organism: Laccaria bicolor S238N-H82
Lineage: Eukaryota; Fungi; Basidiomycota; Agaricomycetes; Agaricales; Hydnangiaceae
Product: carbohydrate esterase family 14 protein
Exons: 3
Coding region: 1-900 (299 amino acids)
Biological process (GO): GPI anchor biosynthetic process
Cellular component (GO): endoplasmic reticulum
Molecular function (GO): N-acetylglucosaminylphosphatidylinositol deacetylase activity
Source: RefSeq, a predicted model, not a curated record